AUGUCCAAACUCGAGGAAAAGCUGAGCGAAUGCGAGGAAACGUCAGAAAAGGAGCCCGAUUUGAGUCCAGAACAGAAACUGUUUCUGGAAAGGCUGGCGGUGUCUCACAACGAUAACGUGCGACGAAGGGAGAAAUCAGUUGAGGAUGUCAACAAGAAGUGUGGAAUAAUAGACGCAUUGUACCAGGGAGACAUGCUUCUUUCCAAGGAACAACGGGAUGAAAUUACUGCGGAUGCUAGCGAUAGUCGUUCCAAACGGCAAGCCUACAACGAUACAAGCUAUCCUGGUAGGAGAUGGCCAAAAGGAGUUUAUUACUCACUUGAUGGAACCUUAAAUGAAACGGCAAAAAAUGCCUUCAGGAAAGCGGCGGAAUUGUGGAUGAACGACACGUGUAUUGACUUCAUAGAAGACCAUGACGAAGAAGUGAAUAUGGAUGUGGCAGAGUUGACAUGCCAGAAGGUAGGCAACUACCCUCAACCCUCGGACGGCUUUUGGAACGGUAGUGUUUCAAAUGGUGUGCCGAAGCCCAUGUGUCUUCAUUGUAGUGUGGCUGAAGCAAAGAGAAAACUUUUCGCAGUUUCUUCCUAUUGCUAA
This is a messenger RNA of Ostertagia ostertagi, 594 nucleotides long. The record is from the annotation of a GenBank genome assembly. Lineage: Eukaryota; Metazoa; Nematoda; Chromadorea; Rhabditida; Trichostrongylidae.